Messenger RNA from Moneuplotes crassus, 1033 nucleotides. NCBI's taxonomy places the organism in Eukaryota, Ciliophora, Spirotrichea, Euplotida, Euplotidae. The record is from the annotation of a GenBank genome assembly.
AUAUCUUCAUGAUGGAUUACAACACAACAACUAGGGCACUGAAAUUAAUCGAGGAAUCAUUGAACAUCAUUCAUUUUGAAAUAGGAGAAGAGGAGGAAGAAUUCCCUGAACUUCAGGAAUAUCAUUCAUCAACUAAACCAAGCUCCAAGGCUAGACAUUUUGCAGGGACUAGCUUUUAGUGGUAAAAAUAAUUCCUCUUCACUCAACCAGCAAUAUAUUGAAGAAGGCUAUGAGUCUCAUGAGGGAGAUGUCGACCAUGUUAUCCCUUAUUAUUAUGGCAAUAAAAACAAUACCAUCAAAAUCCCAGUGAAGAAGAGAUUUAAUGAAGAUUCACCUAAUUUCAGGCCAGAUUCAAACGGAAUUGAGGGAACUUCUUCAGAGAUCAUGACUGAAGAUGAUGAUCUGAAAGAGAUUUUUGUCAACCAGGAUUAUGACAACAAGCCCUUUCGAGUACGAAAAAUUAAGAAGAAUAUUGUUAAACCUCCUUUACAACCGAAGCUACAGAAGCCUGAAUACCAUACUGUGGAGAAUACAUCGAAGCCUAAUUCUCAGGACUCUGGGUCAUUUUCACAGCUGUUUUCUAAAAACAACAUUGAAGAGGUCUAAAGACAGAUGGAAUUGAUAGAGAAUUCACUCCUCAGAAAGAGUUGGACAACAGCAAUCAUUCUUUGCAUCUUUCUGAGGGGAAAUUUAAGAAUCUCUCAUUCGGACAGGAGUUUACUGUUAGUCAGAAGCACAACCCAAACCCACAUAUAGCGUCUAAAAUAGUGGUUGUCAGCUCUAGAAGGGUGAAUAGUGAUAAAUAAAGCUAAAAAGACAAAGAAAAAGGUUAUUAAAGUUAAGAAAAGAGGUUCUAAAAAGACACAUACCUUGAACAAUUCGUUAUCAGACUCUCAUAUGAAGAAGAGUCAGGGAAAGAAAGGGAAUAUAUUUAAAGUUAGACGUAAUACUGGCCAUGAGCUUCAAUGAUUAAAGAACCAGAAAACCAAUUCUGAGCAUAAGCAAAGAGUUAUUGAUAUUUAGAGCUUGCAGU